Molecule: messenger RNA, 829 nt
Organism: Camellia sinensis
Lineage: Eukaryota; Viridiplantae; Streptophyta; Magnoliopsida; Ericales; Theaceae
Source: RefSeq, a predicted model, not a curated record
AUGGCUCAUGCAAAGAAGAUGCACCAUUUACCACCAUCGAAGAGGGCAUUACUUGAACCCUACUCACCCUCGACCGAUACAUGUACACCUUAUCCGGAAGGUCUUGCAGCAGAUGGAUUUGAGCCUAUUGGACCAUCUCUGUCUCAAAUUAAUGUGUUGUCAGGAUCUGAGACUAUUGCACCAACGCCGUCUCAAACUAAUGCACCACAUGGAUUUGAGAUUUGUGAAGCAUCUCUGUCUGAAACGCAGGCACCAUCUCCUCAAAGUCAAACAAGUGGCGCAGGUGCAUCUUCAUCAAGGCGAGUGCGGGGACCAACAGUUGGAAAAGCAACAACAAAAAGAGUUGCCAACAAUAAUGGGAACAAGCUCUACAUUCCAAUCACUGAGACAUUCAAUGCAUUCGAAGGGGUGCUAGCGACCCCAGGAGCUAAUGAGAUUGGCAUUCAGAUUAGGAGGAUGUGCCCCAUUCAAGGCGUUAAAAGUUGGACUGUUGCUGAUCCUGCAACAAAAGGGGCUGUUGUACAAGCUGUCCGGGUAUGAUUUAAUUUCUUUCAUAGUAUGUGUGGAUUAUGGAAGAAGUGCACUUUUCAUGUGCAUGUAGGAUGGGAGUUUGUUUUGUUUGUUGGUUAUGAAAGCUUGUCAUGCAUAGUAAAACUCUGCAUAUCUCGUUCCACAACAGUUUUACCUAUUAGAUUGCCAUUCUGACCCUCUGAUUCAUAAUGGUAAUCAUGGUACCACCUCAGGAAUCGUAGGGCAGAGAAACAACUAAAUUAUAGGGUGUUAAGGAAUUAUGAGCACUGUAUUGAGUUUGCACUAAUGCCAUUUGUCA